Messenger RNA from Coccinella septempunctata (seven-spotted ladybird), 3451 nucleotides. Its product is annotated as extensin. Bases 411 to 2174 code for a protein of 587 amino acids. The record is from RefSeq and is a predicted model, not a curated record. The transcript has 6 exons. Lineage: Eukaryota; Metazoa; Arthropoda; Insecta; Coleoptera; Coccinellidae. Gene Ontology annotation, molecular function: zinc ion binding; nucleic acid binding.
UUUGAAUUUGACAUCCUUGGCGCCUGACCGAAAUGAUGUUGAUAGUUGCUCAGUGGAAUUGUGUGAUAAUUCAUUUAGAUUUCGGAAUGCAAAUGCUGAGAACUGCGAACUUUUGAGUGAUAAAAUCAUAUUUUCUGAGAAGGUUUCUCUUCAGAAACCAGAAAUUGAUGCAUACUUGUUAGAAUUUCUUUCUGAAAAAGUGGGAUGCUUGUUGAUCAAAGAGUCAUACGUCUUUAUUCCUCUGUCAGUAGACAUUCAUCCAACAAUUUUGUACUUUUGAACAAACAAUUUUCGUUUUAAAUACUCGUGAUAUAUUAUCUCUAUUAAAUGUGUGGCUCAAUAUGAAUUGAAAAUAUCUUAUUAUGAAUGCAUUUGAUCAGCCUGUAUUGUAAUAUCAAUGAGUUCUGGAGAUGGUGUGUAAGGAGGAUGUGUUAUUAUGGUUCAAAGACUUGGACAGUUAUAAAAGGAUAGAUGUAUUAUAUGACUUAUUGAAUAUGUGUCUCCCCUUUGAAUUGCGGUUCCUAGGAAGUUGUGUGGAGGAAAUUGGUAAACAUACGUAUCAGGAACUUCGUGGUCCAGCACUCUUGGCUAAUGAUUACGAAAAAUUAACUAAAGAUGCAACUUUAAAUCAAAGUUUGCUGGAUGAUACUAUAAGACAUCGUGUAUUGAUAUAUCUGUCACUUUUAAGUAGUAAGAACUAUACUGUAGCUAAUUGGUUAUAUAAAAACUUCUUGAGGACAGAGUGCGUGGAAGAGUUUCUCCUUAAAACUAGUGUAAAAAGUGAUAAUUUACUCAGUGAAUUCUUAUUGUUGUACACAAUGGCAUUACAUCAUCCUGCAUUUACCUUUGAACAAAAAUUAUUUUUUGGCAAUUUAUUGAAUCGAUUGGUGGAGUACAAAGAACAUAAGAACAGAUUUUCACCAAAGCCCAGCAUGUAUGGUUAUCCUCCAGGGUUUGGAUUCCCUACAUUCAAGGCAGCAAAUACUACAGACAGUUCUUCAAUACCAAUCAAAGCUAAUAUGACCAUGUCAUAUGGUGAUUUGAAAGUACCAUUAGCUAGUCUUCAUCCUAUGGUACCACCACAGCAGCCACUGGAUUAUACUGCCACUAUUUGGAAUAGGCCAGGAGUCCACUGCGGUGCACCAGAGUUUCAGGUACCCCCAUUUCCUCCACCGCCUUCCAUAUCGCCGCUAGUCAGUCAAGCGGGAACACCGACCCACAGCAGGAGCACGUCGCCUCAUCGAACCACAACAACGGUCAACGUCCGAAUGCCGCUUACAGCCAGGCCGCCCCCAGCACCCCUGCCUAACGUGGAUGUAAUGCCGCCCCCAGUAGCUAGCGUUCUACCACCUUUGUCUCAGCCAGUGUCAAUUGAUCCACUACCCCAUUCUAGUCUGCCGCCAAUGUUCGGCGCCAAUUCUGCGGAUCUGAAACUUCCGGAUGAUGAGUUGAACCAGCUGCCGGAUGCCCAGUUAGCUGAGACUCCAUGGAUUCCUCCAAGGGGAAUAGUACCAGACAACCUGAAGCCGCCCAAUGGUCUCUGCUACCCUCCGCAAUACCCUCAUAAGAUGCCAGUACCAUAUCUAAUCGAGCAAAUGCAGGCAUUGAAUAUGGAAGGGGAAAAUUCCUUACAUCACUCGAAUUCGUCUAGCAAUAGCAGUUUGAACCAGUCCCCGCCCGAAACACCUACAGUCAUGCCACACGGACCAGGAAGGGGACCAGAGAAACCCAGAAUGAACGGAAUACCCCCACCUCCUCCCUCCACAACAUUUAUCAAUAACCUGCCCCCUAUGUGUGAUACUACCCCACCACCUCCGGCUUUUAAUAACUGUACGGUGCCUUACACAAGUUACCCUGCAACCUUCAACCAGAUGCCCCCUAACAGGUCUAUAUUCCAGUACACAACUCAACCAUAUUGUAGGCCUCAUUUCAGUGCUCCGUUUCCAAACUAUCAGAAUUCCGAAAACACAAUACCACCCUACACAGUUCCUUACGUCUCCAUUCUAUAUUCUAGCCCUCAGUUUCCUCCCAGACACCCUACUGGUUGUUACAAUUGCGGAGCGACCGGACACAUUGGCCAAGAUUGCACUGCUCAGAACAUUGAGGAAAUCACCCAGAAGAAGGCAUUCAGCCUGGACUAUAAUAAUGCGAUACGAGAUGCAGAAAAUAAGUAGAAUUUAUUUUUUAUUAGAUGUAAUAAUCAAACAGUUACCGUACUGUUUUAUUAUUUUUGUUUCUCCAGAAAGAUUCGUGAUCUUUUGUAAUCUAAGCUGAAAUUAAUAACUUAGCUAGGUGCUUUUUUAAGUAUUUGUCUCAUCGAAGAGUUCUCUAUUCUGAUUUAGGAAAACUUCUUAGCAUCAUAACCUAUUUUGCGCAAUGUGACAAGUGACAUAAUUAUCACUCAAAUGUGGCGUUUAGAGUUAUAUCAUAGUCUAAAGCUGUUCUCCAGAUUCAUAAAAAGAUUCAUCAAAAUGAUUGCUAAAGAUGCUCAUGAAUUUUUAAAUGAUGGCAAUGACACCUGGCAGCAGUGAACAGUAUUGUUUAGUAUUGCUAUUAAAUAUUAGGUUGAGGCCUUCCGAAUUUUCUGAUUUCUUAAAGUUUCCAUUGAAUGCAUACAUUCUAACAGUGUAUCGAAUUUUUGUUCAUUUGAAAGGGAGUUAUUGCAGAGUGACUUCCCUGAAUACCUUGUUAGUAUUUUAUUUUGUCUCAAUGUUUAAACGAAUUUUAUUCGUAAAUGUAGCUUCAUGAGUUCUCAACUUAUUUAAUCAAAAUUUCAUUCUCACCUAAUAUAUUUAAUUUAUCCGCUGGAAUAAUCUAUAUUCUUAUGAGAAAAUUUUUAAUUUUGUUAUUGAACCAUUCAUUUAUGAUACUUAUUGGAAAUUAUUCAAAAACAUGAGUGUUCGAAGACUUGUAACACUCAACGAUUUUUGAUAUUCACAGACUGCAAUUUGCCAAAGAAAAAGCUUGACCAAACGACAAAAUUAGCUAUAUUUUUUCCAAAGCACAAACUUAAGUAUAAAAUCCUUUUUUGUUUUUAAUGGAGAAUUAUAAAAUUUUUGGCAAAAUAGGUACUCGUCAUUAAAUUUAAGAACUGUUUUCCUAAAAAAAAAUUUUUGAAGCGACCCUUUUGUUAUUCGAGUUCCUUCAAAAUCUCAGACAGUUUCACAGUUAGUACUUAUCAGUUUAUUUUAUACUUGUUUUAGUAAGGUUCAAAUUGGCCACACCUAGAAUUUUUACUCUAACUCAACCUGUGUUUGUUGUUUUGUUAUUUGUUAUUCGUGAAUUUUUCAGUUGAAUAUAUAUUGUUCUGUAAUAUAUCAUGAUUUGAUUGUAUAUAAAAUUAGGUAUUUAAUAGUUAUCAUUUAAAUAUUGAUAUAUUUCUAAUACAAUCAGUAUGUGACUGAAAGUUUACUUAAAAUCAUUAAUGUGAAAUAAAAAUUUUCUAAUAUGG